Molecule: messenger RNA, 495 nt
Organism: Mesorhabditis belari
Lineage: Eukaryota; Metazoa; Nematoda; Chromadorea; Rhabditida; Rhabditidae
Source: the annotation of a GenBank genome assembly
AUGCCCCAAACGGCACCCCUGGCCGCCCUCUUCGCUGCCCUCCUCAUCGCUAUGGUGAGGGGGGACUGCUGUCCGCGAGAGGACCGAUCCGAUUUCUGCACGAUUUUCACAAUGCUCUCUCCAACCGAACAAAAUGAAGUCGUCCAGUAUUUGGGAGAUAACUGUCAAGGCGACGCGGACGCAGCUCUCCGACUCAUCGAGAAAAGGAAACCGAAUUUCAUGCGAUACGGACGAUCGCCGACUCUCGAGCUCGGCAAAAAGGGAUCCGACCCGAAUUUCUUGAGAUUCGGCAAACGAUCUAAGCCCAACUAUUUGCGAUUCGGUCGAAGUGACCCGAAUUUCUUGCGAUUUGGCAAAAAGGCCGCCGGGGCUGACCCACACUUUUUGCGCUUUGGCAAACGAUCUGCUGAGCCCAAUUUCUUGAGAUUCGGUCGCUCGAGUGAGGAAUUCGAUCGCGAGCUGCGAAAGCCAAAUUUCCUUCGAUUUGGCCGAAAA